AUGGAAACUUUUGCCAAAGUCGCAGUCGAGGGGGUGAAACCAGUCUUUGAUCUGGGCUUGGGGCAAAUAUCUGCGCACACCUUGACGUGGAAGGUUGUUCAAAUCGGACUGGUAUGCGGUCUCCUGGUUGGUGCGGCUGGUGGACUAUUCAUGAUGAAGAAGAUUGCCUUCAAAGUCAUGGAAUACGAGAAUAGUCAUUUCAGAUCCAUGAACCGUUAUCAUGAACCGUAA
Messenger RNA from Dibothriocephalus latus, 231 nucleotides. The record is from the annotation of a GenBank genome assembly. Lineage: Eukaryota; Metazoa; Platyhelminthes; Cestoda; Diphyllobothriidea; Diphyllobothriidae.